This is a messenger RNA of Babjeviella inositovora NRRL Y-12698, 3260 nucleotides long. RefSeq lists its product as uncharacterized. The transcript has a single exon. Bases 53 to 3004 code for a protein of 983 amino acids. The record is from RefSeq and is a predicted model, not a curated record. Gene Ontology annotation, molecular function: small GTPase binding. Gene Ontology annotation, cellular component: nuclear envelope; cytosol. NCBI's taxonomy places the organism in Eukaryota, Fungi, Ascomycota, Pichiomycetes, Serinales. Gene Ontology annotation, biological process: protein import into nucleus.
UGAUCUUGAUUUGCCCACCAAUUCUCCGCACACCAGGUCUACAGAAGUAACCAUGGAAUCUACCCUUCUCCAGAUCAUCGGCCACCAGACGUCGGCUGAUAAUGAGCUCCGGCAGCAAGCGGAGCAGGCGCUUCAAGGGCUCACGCGCCUGGACCCGUCAGCAACCGCACUAGCGCUCUCACAGCUCGCAGCAGACCACGCGUUGCCGGUGCAUGUGCGCCAGGCAGCACUCCUCCACUUAAAGCAGCUCGUGCCUCAGUACUGGUCAUUGGGCUUCGAGUCGUUCGUGGGCCCGCCGGUGGCACAGGACGCGAAACAGCGUAUCCGCGCGGCGCUCCUCGCAAGCACCGCUGACACGGACUCCAAAAUCCGCAGCGGCGCCGCGUAUGCGAUCGUACAGGUCGCAGUGGUGGACUACCCAGACGAGUGGCCCGAAUUGCUUGACGCGCUCUACGCACAGGUCGCCGCGCGUGCGGACCCGCGCGCCAUGCUCGGCGCUGUCACCGUGUUGCACGACUUGUUCGAUGACUUGGUGACGGAGGAGCAGUUCUUCGAGGGCGGUGUGGGCGCAGCCGUUAUCCAGCACACCAUGGAGUUGUUGACGUCCGACACUGCUGUUGAGAUCAAGGUGCAAGUAGCCAAGUUGUACAAAGUCGCGCUCCGGCAGUUAACCGGCGGCGACGCACAGGCCACACCCGAGCGCAAGCGCGCGGUCGAGCUCCACGUGCCACAGAUCGUGCAACUUGCGAAUGUCCUAAUUGCAUCUACGGAUGCCGACACGCACGACCUUUUGUUGCGCGCGGAGCUCUAUAAAAUCCUCUACAUCGUGGUGAACAACUUCAAACGGCUCUACCCAGCGGACGGGCUUGUCCAUUCGCAGCAGUUUACCUUGCGUGACUUGGCAGAACUUGCAGGCCCGUACGUGCGUGCGGUUGUGCUCGCGGAUGGCCACGCCGACGUCUCAGCUCUCGCCUCUGUCGUUUGCGAGGCCAUCCAGUUCAUCGGCUCCAUCCACCACCUCCACUUCUCCCCUGAAAACAUUCCCGUCCUAUAUGAUGUAUUGAUUCAGCUCUCGCUCUACCCAAACGAGGCACAGGUGCGCUACGAGGCGGACGUCAAUGAGUUUGUCACGGACCGAGCCGGUUUGAGUGCACGCUUUGACCUGCGCGAUGCAAUUAAUGAGUACGUGAGCGAACUCAACGCAGCAGACGCGGCACAGAUGUUCCACAUCGCGCUCGCGAAUCCCGCGCCAGCGGUCGCGCAUGUGCCCGUGUGGAUGGUCCAAGAGGCGAACCUCUUCGUACUCGAAGGGCUCUUUGCAAACGAGGAUGCAGACCUAGCCCACGAGCUGGUCCCGUUAGCCACGCUCUACGAUGGGAUUGCCGGUCAUUUAGAUGCGGGUUUCCACCCACUUGUCACAAGCGCAGCCAUCGCCGCGUUGCCGCGCUUCUUGCACAAGUUCGCACCACAGUUGGGUGUAGCGUCGUUUGCCACGAAAGCACUCGCGACAGUGCUCGCACGUGCGGAGGUGGGCGAUGAGUUGGUCCAGGCAGCGGCGAUCGUUAGCCUUAACGCCUUCGCGCUGGUGCUCGAGGACGACGGUGCCGUGUUGCCUGCGUCCGCGCAAGCGCCGAUUGUACGCAUCAUAACCGGGCUUCUAGAAGAUGCUGAAGACGAUACUAAUGGUGUGUUGUUGGAAGCAUUGACGCUCGCGAUUGCAGCAGACGCGCGUGCUGCAAAGCCCGAGGUGAUGGACUUGAUCUUUGCCAUCGCACAGCGCGACCCGGGAAAUGUGCAGGUGAUGAUUGACGCGAAGGAGUCGUUGGAGGCGCUUUUGGAGCAGGUUUCAGGGGAUGUCGCGACGUACGUAGCGUACUGCGAAAGGGGUUUGCCAGGUUUGGUGCAAGCAGUUAACCAUGCCCUGACUGACAGCGGCGACGCUAGCCGCCUCGUCGGCAGUGACCCCACAUUGGAUGAGAUCCCGUACACUCCCACACUCAGCCUUAACCUUGAGCUCCUCGGGCAGUUUAUCGCGCAUGCACCCGCAGAUGGUGUUCCCGCCUCCGUCUUCGAGUAUGUCUUUCCUGUUCUCACCCACAUCCUCCUUCGCCCGCUGGACGAUCAGAUCCUCCAGGUCGCGGCGGAGGCGUUCAUAGCGUUCCUCGAGAACGCGACGGCGCUUGUGCAGGCGUCCGAGAUGGACGUCGUGCUCCGCAUCGUCGAGCGAUUCCUCUCGCCGGAGAUGUCCGACAGCGCGGCGAUGGACGCGGGCUCGCUCGUGGUGGUGCUUGUGGAGAAAUACUCGGCGCAUCUCGGGCCGUACCUCCAGCAGGUUCUUGCAGCCGCGGCGCGUCGCCUAGUAUGCGCGCGCGAGCUCGUCACGAUCGAAAACUUGGUCACCGUUUUCUGUCAUUUGGUGUUGAUGUCGCCAAAGGAGGCAAUCGACUUUUUGAGCACCUUCACGGAGGACGGCCGAAACGGGCUUGAGUUGAUUCUUCCGAUCUGGUUUCUGGCAUUCGAAGUUACCAGGGGGUAUGCUAAAAUCCGCCAGAACGUGCUAGCCUUGGGCAAAAUCUACGCCCUCCACGACGAACGGGUGGUCCAGUUGCAGGUUAACGGUGAGAUUUUGCCAUACAGCGGCGAUUUGAUCAUCACGCGGUCGAUGGCUGCCGCAAUGCCGACCCAGUACACCCGGGUGAGCGCGGCGUUCAAGAUCUUGACGUUGUUGUUAGGCGAGUUGGCUUUUCAGAGCCAGCAGCCAGAUCCACUGGACUAUGCCGAGGAGGAUGGAGACGACUGGGAGGAUGUUGAUGAAGGCGUGCCGAACUUGGAGAAGUUGAAGGAGUACGCGGAGGAUGAGGGGAGAGAGAGUGAUGGAUCGUUGAAAGAAGUUUUGGUGCAGUUCUUCCGAGAGUGCGCAGCCACAGACUUAGGUGGGUUUUCGGCGUGGUACGCGCAGUUUGGGGAUAAGGAGAAGAAGGUGUUGGCAGAGGAGUUGUUCUAGUCGAGAAUGUCAGGAUAAAUGAUGGGGUUGUAGGAACCGUCAGGGCACAAUCUGAGAGAGCACAAUCUGAGAGGGCUUGAUAUGCUGAGGUAUUUGAUAAAGUUCGAAUAUUUGGAAAUAUUUAGAUAUUUAAGAGUAGGUGCAAUUGAGGCUGGGAAUCAAAGAUUAUGAACUUUGGGGUGAAAAUCAGAAAAUUUUAUAUAGGUUCUAGAAUGUUGAAAUGUACAGGGAAUUGUGAAAAUCUUAUAGUGAACCG